This is a messenger RNA of Effrenium voratum, 2256 nucleotides long. The record is from the annotation of a GenBank genome assembly. NCBI's taxonomy places the organism in Eukaryota, Dinophyceae, Suessiales, Symbiodiniaceae.
AUGCAGCGAUUGGAUCCGACCCGGCUCGAGGAGUUGACCAAGGAGUUUGUUGCGGGCAACUGGGGAGUUGGUCUUCACCGCCCGGUUCGCUUGCUGAAGUCCUUCGACGGCGCGAACAACUUGCUGGACAACCGGGGCCUCAUGCUGGUGGACGAUGGGCUGCACACGAUCACAGUGCUGUCCAAGCUGCAGGCUGGCGGUGGCGUCGCGUGCCCGAAGUUGCGUGACCUUUUCGAGAACGGGGUCCCGAUUGACUAUGUCUGCUACGCCGAAGACAGCCGGGACCUGCGGAUCUUGUGCCAGACCUUGGCCCAUGAUUCGGAGAGCAACCAGUUUAAGGAGACGAACUUGGAGCAGAAGCUCGCGGUCAUCAGAUCGCAGCGGGCCAAAGUUGCGAAUGGUGACCCGGAGCAGGCAGUGGAAGAAAUCUUGAAGAUCUACGGCGCCGGCAAGAAGCAGCUUGUCCACAAGUGGAAACGGGCUGAACUACACCUCCCCAAAGAGCUGCAGGAAGCCCUUGGAGUACCUCCUCUCUCUUCCAUCCCCCAGACAUACGUCUUUGACAAUCCGUUCUUGAUGGGGUUCGAUGCGAACUCGAAGAAGAAAAUGUCCGGGCGCUACGGGCUGACGGCCUUGCACCUGUGGGAAGACUACAAGACUCUUGGCAAAGCUGCGAAACAGGACCGGGCGACGAGCGCCUCGUGGUUCAAGACUCAUGUUUGUGCUCCACUGCGGGCGGCUGAAGUCUGGGAGGCUAGCAUCUGCAAGAAGUUCGGCCGAGUUGCCCAGGAGUGCCAGCAGUUUUGGCGGGUAACUCGGAGCUUGCAGACUCCUGCGGGAAUUGAGAAGGUGCGAAACUGCCAAUCUACGGGCGUGCCGCUGCACGGCACUUCUGACAGUCAAGCAGGCAUUGUAGAGUGCCGAACAAUCUAUUUGGAGAUGGCGAAGCAGCUGGCAGGCAGUGAUCCGCAGACUGGUCAAACGGCCACGGCAGAGGCAGGGACCGGUGGUCAAGCGCGCGCAGAGGCAGAUGAUGAAGAGAUGGCCACAGAGAUUGUUCUCGAAGUGGAGGAGGACCCAGAGCUUUUGAAGGCGAAGGCGAAGAUGAUCGAAGAGUUGAGCAAGAUCAUUACUUUUCGCUCAGCGCAAGACUUGAAAGAGGCCAUGAAGACACGGCUGCACCAGUCGCAGAGGGUCGGCUUCGUCAUCGACGCCCAGACAAGCAGCUACCUUGAACUUGUCCACGAGGCAGUUCAAAGCUUCGGCUUAACCCGCUGGACAAUCAUUGUCAUGGCAGGGCAUCGGCUAGAUCUUCUACACACCGUAUGCACACGUGCCAACACGCUGUUCAAGGCUGACAGCAGCAAGGCCAGCUCAUAUGUCGUGCAGGUUACCAGCGGACAAGAGCAAGUGCAGAAAAAGCGCCCUGGGUACGUGGCCUUGAUUCACAGCGCCUUUACAUCCAGUCUGGCGGUUCCUACUUCCAGCCCUUUGCUUACAUGCCGGGCAAAGCCCAUUGAGAGGGCGCGCCUGCGCUGCACGGACCGACACUGCAAGCACCGACCAGAAGAGGCUCAGAAAACGCUGGAUGAGACAGCAGGGCCAGACCAGGAGAUUAAUGGCGAAGAUUUGGAAGAAGAGAACCUGGAGAUGCAGGAUGACGAGAAUCCCACUUCCGCCGACAUGGACGAGGAUGACAUGAUGGACCGCGGCCAGGCUAAGAGAGACUUUCUUGUCGACUUGUUUCCCUACACAAGGCCGGUGGACUUCUACAAGCGCCUCAUGGAGGACGUCGCCCGGUUGCAGAGUGUCGGCUACAUCGUCGGCAUGUCCACUUCGUCGCACCCAGCCUUGCCGCUGGCCUGCCGGCUGAUGGGCACAGAUUGCUUGAUGUUGGUAGAUCGACCCACCCAGCACAGCAUCAAUCACGCCCACGCCAUCUGCGAGGACUACUUGCUGAAGAAGGCGCAGGUGGAGCUUAGCAUUUCUUUCAAGAGAAGGCUGCAGACGACCGAGCUGCAGUACAUCGAUGGCGGGAAGCUCGCUGCGGAGGACCAAGUAGUGGAGUGGCUGUCUCUGAGUGCCGACUCUGCGGAUAAGUUCUCAGGCAUCAACGAGUGGCCGAGCAACCUACGAGACAUCUCGAUCCCCCUGAUUCAGCAGCAGCUGGACGACCACUCGCUGGCUGUCGCGGAUUUCGCCGGACGUGGAAAGGGCCUGGUGGCAAUGAAGCCUCUGCGAGAAGGAGCGGCUUAG